GAGUUUUUUCCUUCACCCAAAACAACGAGACACUUCGACCCUGCAGAUUCUGGACUUAGAUUCUUUGUUCUAAUGGUCGGCGCUGUACUUUUGUGCUCUUACAUUGUGCUGUGAUAGCACACAGAUGCCUCCAGAUCCUUUAGAUGCAGCAAUGCCUUUCAGGGUCACCGUCAGACAUUAGGAGAACCUGGUUGAACUAAACAUCUGUUUGACGCGGACUCUAAGGAUACUGGGAGCAAAGCAAAGUUUCCCUGAAGACUUUUACCCCGUUUUUAUGCUUGUUGCUCAGUACUGAUGGAAAAAUACCGCAAAGACCCUUUGCGACCUAUCAUCGGACAAGGCAACUACGGGGUGGUCUACAGGGUGCGGGAUGUAAGCAAUGGCCAAGAGUACGCGCUGAAGUGUCACAAGUGCGCUGACGUUAUAGAGGAUACGACCGUGAGAGAGCUGUCCUGCCUGACCGCGCUUAGAGGCCAUCCCAACAUAAUACUACUCCUCGACUGUUUCAUGGACGAGGAUCGGGUGGCGAUGCUCAUGCCGUACGUGCCCUUUGAGCUGACCAAAGCGAUUCACUGCAAGCCGACAGCUCCCCUCAGUUUUGUGGCCAGUUUCUCACUUCAGACGGCAAACGCCUUGGAGUACAUGCACAGACAGGGCAUUUUACACAGGGACCUGACUCCCAGCAAUGUGCUUCUCACAGCGGAUCUGACCGUGAAGGUGGGAGACCUGGGUUUAGCUAGACAGUUCUCCAAACGGAUGAGCCUUUGCGUGGUGACAGAGCCCUACAGGGCCCCAGAGCUGUUUGCCGAUGGUGAAGUUGGGGAGUACACGUGUGCCGUGGACAUGUGGAGUUUGGGAGCUAUUAUACUGGACGCGAAGGAAGGUAUGGUGGUGUUCGCUGGAACACAGCAGUACAACACGCUGAAUAAAGUCAUGGCGCUGGCGUCUACGGAUCUCAGCGAGGAGGCAGAGGAGUUGAAGAUCAGCAGACGAGAAAUGAUACCAAACACCAUGAGGUGCGAGAGCACAAAACGCAUCGCCUUCCGCCUCAUUGUUCUUGGACACCAGAAGAGACUCACGGCUCGGGAGCUGUUGGAUGAUGAGGAAUGGAAGGGGUUGGCUUGCAUGACAGACCAAGAAAGGACUGCAGUCUUGCGACAAUGUAUUGGGGAUACCAAAUAAAAUACAGGAACAUAAAACAAAGAAACUGACUCUUGUGUAUGUUGUUCAUCAUUUAUUGAAUAUACUUGACAUGUGCCAGAUAAAAAGCAUAAUAUAGCAUUCAGUGCUGUGGGCCUGCUCACACAUCCUUCUUCUUAUAUUUCUACAGCGAUUAAUACAGAAUACAUGUCAUACUGUCGUAGUAGAGUAUAGGAUACACACUGAGUAAGCAAUGAGCUUUGGCCCUCCAUCCGAAUCACCAUUGCCCGAAACAGUUGUCGUCGUCUACUUGACUGCGCAGAGCACAGAGGGCUUCAGGUUCCGCUCGGAUGUUCCGUGUUUGUCUCAGAGCAUUGUCAAAACUGCAUGAGCAGCUGCGGCAACAAGAGACAAAGUAAGAGGUUUGGCUCCAUUUUUCCGACUGGGCCAUCCAUCAAACUCCUCCUGAGCCUUCCUUAUGCUCUCCUUCAAGGCGUCAAGUACUGGACAAAGAUGAGAAUAAACAUUGGUUAGAGACGAGUGCUUUGUAGAUAUCCACUACAUACAUACAUACAUACAUUCUGUCAUAUUGUAGAGUUUCACUGAGGUGUCCACAGGCUCCAAGGCCAUCAGAUCAGGAGUCUCGAUCUCAGGGCGACGAAAAACAUCCGAGCAAGACUUGUUACGGUGCUGUAAAACACAAAAGUCCGCUGAAGCAAAAAGCACGAACACGAGCAAGAUCGGAAAAAACAUCCUCCUUGGUGCGGUUGCUGAGGUUUAUCAACUAAGCGUUCAAACCAAACCUUAGGCUGCUGAGGUUGGGUAUGUGAGCUCUUUGGACUCUCUUCCCUUUUAUACACGCUGAAGAAAACACCCUUUAUGCAGAUGAAAAUCAAAAAAGUUUCCUUGCACAGACCCACAUUCCAAGCCAACAAAAGACACAACCACUCCUAUCACAGAUACCCAGCUCGCCCCUUGCUUGGAAAAGAAUUCCUCGCAUAACAUUCCCAAGUGGAAUCGUCUUAUGAAUUGCACACAAAACUUGCCUAAAGACAAAUGUCAGUCCUUUGCACUGAUUAGUUUGUUGCUAAAAAAAAAAAA
Molecule: messenger RNA, 2241 nt
Organism: Oryzias melastigma (Indian medaka)
Lineage: Eukaryota; Metazoa; Chordata; Actinopteri; Beloniformes; Adrianichthyidae
Product: cell division control protein 2 homolog 3-like
Exons: 1
Coding region: 295-1182 (295 amino acids)
Biological process (GO): protein phosphorylation
Cellular component (GO): nucleus
Molecular function (GO): cyclin-dependent protein serine/threonine kinase activity; ATP binding
Source: RefSeq, a predicted model, not a curated record